Molecule: messenger RNA, 2418 nt
Organism: Esox lucius (northern pike)
Lineage: Eukaryota; Metazoa; Chordata; Actinopteri; Esociformes; Esocidae
Gene: foxred1
Product: FAD-dependent oxidoreductase domain containing 1
Exons: 11
Coding region: 497-2020 (507 amino acids)
Cellular component (GO): cytoplasm
Molecular function (GO): oxidoreductase activity
Source: RefSeq, a predicted model, not a curated record
CAUUAUCUGGCACGUCCUUAUUGUGGUUAGCUAUUCAAAUACCAAAAUAGCUAGGACGCUAAUAAUUGUUAUAAUUUCACGGAUGCAUUGUGUACAUGUCACUGGGUUCCAAAAGUGUAGUGUUGGCUGCACAGUCCAAUAUCUAUUAGUGUAUGUUCAGUACUCAGUGUAUAUUCGUUUGUUGUCCACAAAAUUACUCAGUUCAAUACACCCAAAGUCGAAUUAUAUAUAUUUUUCAAACAUAACUAUAAUGCACACAACAUUCCAACAUUUCUUAGCAUGAAAUGUGCAAUCUUUAAAAAAAAAGAAUUCUAAACAAUUUUCGUUACUUGAAAUUAUGGCCUUUUAUUUUGAAAUCGAAACCAGGAGACGCUAGGAAACCACUAUUGUUGCUCCCGCGUACUGUUGCGAGCUUCUUAUACGUGAUAGCCAGCUAACUAGCGUAGUAUAUUAUCUAGUGUGUUGUCAGUGCUGGAGCAGAUAUUUAGAUUCAGCCAUGACAAUGUUCAGAGGACUCUACAUGACAGCUCGUGUCGUUCAUGGAAUUCAUGUUUCCUCGCGAUUUAUCCAUAAACACACGCGAUUCUUCACACUUGGGUUGCGAAACAUCAGCACCGGUAGACCCGUGCAAAAUUAUUUUUUCAAAGAUCUGGAGAACCAGUUCAAAGCAUUCAGAGAGAAAACGGCAGAAGCCAUGCCUAGCAGUGACUGGACUCCUUUUGAGAUAAACCGCUCACUACCGCCCGAGAGAGCCGACAUUGUCAUUGUAGGAGGGGGCGUGAUGGGCUGGUCGAUCGCCUACUGGCUAAAGCAGAAGGAGAAAAUUCGGGAAGGGGUGCGGGUGCUAGUGGUGGAAAGGGAUCCAACUUAUUCCCAGGCCUCCACAGUGUUGUCUGCUGGGGGAAUUCGACAGCAGUUUUCCUUGCCAGAGAAUAUCGUCCUGUCUAUAGCCUCUGCUGAUUUCAUGAGGAACAUCAAUAAACACUUGAGUGUGCUGAAUGAAGAUCCUGUGGACCUGCAGUUCAACCACUCUGGAUAUCUAUUUCUGGCCAGUGAAAAUGUAGCUCAGAUCAUGGAGGAAAACUACAAAACCCAGAGAUACGUCGGAGCAAAAGUCGCUCUUCUUUCACCCACACAACUAAAAGAGAAAUUUCCAUGGAUAAAUACUGAUGGAAUAGUGCUGGCCUCAUAUGGGCUGGAGAACGAAGGCUGGUUCGACCCCUGGACAUUGCUGAACGCUUUCAGACGGAAGGCCAUAUCCAUGGGGGUCUACCAAUGCUUUGGAGAAGUUACAGGUUUUAAGUACACCACAAACUCAAUGAAUACUGCAGAAGGCAACAAGCUGGAUUUCCAGAGAAUCAAAUACGCUAAUGUCCAGAUGCCCAACAGUCUGGAGUACCAGCCGGUGGAGUGUGCCAUCGUGGUGAAUGCUGCAGGGGCCUUCUCUGGUAAGGUGGCAGAGAUGAUGGGCAUCGGCUUGGGUCUUAAAGACACCAUAGCUGGCGUCCCUCUUCCCGUGGAGCCCAGGAAAAGAUUCGUCUAUGUGGUCCACUGUCCAGAUGGGCCAGGGCUGGAAACUCCCUUCCUCAUAGAUUACUCUGGAGUGUACUUCAGAAGAGAGGGCCUGGGAGGAAACUACAUAGCUGGAAUGUCACCAGAGGAAGAGGAACCAGACACCAGUAACCUGGAGGUGGACCACCAGUUCUUCCAGGAGAAAGUCUGGCCCCGUUUGGCCCACCGGGUCCCUGCCUUUGAGAAUCUUAAGGUGAAGAGUGCAUGGGCCGGCUUCUACGACUACAACACCUUCGACCAGAACGGCAUCGUGGGCAAUCACCCCCUGGUCAACAACAUGUUCUUCGCCACAGGCUUCAGCGGGCAUGGGCUGCAGCACUCACCGGCAGUGGGUCGGGCCAUCGCUGAACUUAUCCUCGAUGGGGGCUUCCAAACCCUGGACCUGAGUGCGUUCAGCUUCCAACGCAUUAUUACCCAGGAACCCAUGUUAGAGAAGAACAUUGUCUGAAAGGGAGGGAGAUUAACAUUCUUGGAGAAGAGUGGAACGAGGAAUGCCUUGAUGAAUGACUUAAUGGGAGUUUGGAGUCUGGUAAUGUGGUUUCCCGUUCGUGUCUUUACUAAAUUACCAACCGGAACCACCGUGUGUUGGGCCCUGUAAAAUCCAUCUUGCGGAAAAUGCAGACUUCCACAAUAUUCUGAAAUGUAUCGCACUAAAUGGGGAAUCAACAAAAAUGUAUUUAAUUAAUUUGUCCAAAUUAAUCAUUAAUGUAUUUUACCGAUUUGUAUUUCCUGGAACUUUCUGAAGAGGCAAAAAUAAUGCUUGUGUCUGUAGGCUUGUGUACUGUUAGCAAAUAUGCCAAAGAAGUCUUCUAAGUUGUUGAAGGCUUUCCUAAAAAAAAAACUCAA